Molecule: messenger RNA, 6513 nt
Organism: Myotis davidii
Lineage: Eukaryota; Metazoa; Chordata; Mammalia; Chiroptera; Vespertilionidae
Gene: GBF1
Product: golgi brefeldin A resistant guanine nucleotide exchange factor 1
Exons: 41
Coding region: 271-5964 (1897 amino acids)
Biological process (GO): regulation of ARF protein signal transduction
Molecular function (GO): guanyl-nucleotide exchange factor activity
Source: RefSeq, a predicted model, not a curated record
CUAGUCUGAGGCUAGUUACCACGUCAGUGCGCUGACAGGCCGGGUAGCCGGCUCCACCGCCCGCUUUCCGGCCGACUCUUCUCGGCCGCUGUGUGGUCCCUGAUUGCGGCCUCAACUGCCAGGAAAAGGGCUACUUCCCUUCUCCCAUCUGCCGCCAGAGUCGGGAGAGCCGCUCGGGGACGCCUUCGAGGCCCGGGCUGGACAUGAGCAGCGGCUGCCGGUCCUGGGACUAGGCCCCGCCAUUUUGGAUCCGCUGACAGGUUUGCCAGGAUGGUGGAUAAGAAUAUUUACAUCAUUCAAGGGGAGAUUAACAUUGUGGUUGGGGCCAUCAAACGGAAUGCCCGAUGGAGCACCCAUAUUCCAUUGGAUGAAGAACGGGAUCCUCUGCUGCAUAGUUUCAGUCAUCUAAAGGAGGUUCUAAACAGCAUAACCGAACUCUCAGAAAUUGAGCCCAAUGUAUUUCUUCGUCCAUUUCUGGAAGUGAUUCGCUCUGAAGAUACCACUGGGCCUAUCACUGGACUGGCACUCACCUCUGUCAACAAGUUCCUGUCCUAUGCACUCAUAGAUCCCACUCAUGAGGGCACAGCAGAGGGCAUGGAGAAUAUGGCAGAUGCUGUCACCCACGCCCGUUUUGUGGGCACGGAUCCUGCCAGCGAUGAGGUUGUCCUGAUGAAAAUCCUUCAGGUUUUGCGGACUCUCUUGCUGACCCCAGUGGGUGCCCACUUAACCAAUGAAUCUGUAUGUGAGAUUAUGCAGUCUUGUUUCCGGAUCUGUUUUGAAAUGAGGCUCAGUGAGUUAUUGAGAAAAUCCGCAGAGCACACUCUCGUAGACAUGGUGCAGCUGCUCUUCACAAGGUUACCUCAGUUUAAAGAAGAACCCAAGAACUAUGUGGGCACCAACAUGAAGAAGAUUUCUCCAUGUCUCCUCAACAAACUGGAGCUAAGUAGUGGGGAGCAGACCAAAGCCCUGAACCAGUUAGAGAGGGUACUACUCUUUAAGAACCUCAAGCUGAAAAUGAGAGCAGGAGGCAUGAGUGAUUCAUCCAAGUGGAAAAAACAGAAGAGAUCCCCCCGGCCCCCACGCCAUAUGACCAAAGUUAUACCAGGUUCAGAGCUACCCAUCUCCAAUGGAACCACCUUAUCCUCUAACUUCACUGGUGGCAUGCCCUUCAUUGAUGUGCCCACUCCUAUCUCCUCUGCAAGUUCAGAAGCUGCCUCAGCAGUGGUCAGCCCCUCUACAGACAGUGGCCUGGAGUGCUCCUCCCAGGCCACUUCUAAGGAGGACCUCACUGACCUGGAGCAACCUGGCUCUUCAGGGUACAGCACAGCUACAGAGCCUGGCAGCAGUGAGCUAGGGGUUCCUGAGCAGCCUGACUCCCAGCAGGAAGGGGCCCAUGUGGAAAAGGCUCAGUCAGCGUCGGUGGAAUCUAUCCCUGAAGUGUUAGAAGAAUGCACAUCCCCUGUUGACCACUCUGAUUCUGCCUCUGUACAUGACAUGGAUUACGUCAAUCCCCGAGGUGUGCGCUUUACACAGUCCUCCCAGAAAGAAGGUACAGCUUUGGUCCCCUAUGGUCUUCCCUGCGUCCGAGAGCUCUUCCGGUUCCUCAUCUCCCUCACCAAUCCACAUGACCGACACAACUCCGAGGUUAUGAUCCACAUGGGACUGCAUUUGCUGACAGUGGCUCUUGAGUCAGCCCCUGUAGCCCAGUGCCAAACCCUCUUGGGCCUCAUUAAGGAUGAGAUGUGCCGCCACUUAUUCCAGCUACUCAGCAUAGAGCGAAUGAACCUUUAUGCUGCUUCCCUGCGGGUGUGCUUCCUACUGUUUGAGAGCAUGAGGGAGCACCUCAAGUUCCAAUUGGAGAUGUACAUCAAAAAGCUCAUGGAGAUCAUCACUAUGGAGAACCCUAAGAUGCCUUAUGAGAUGAAGGAGAUGGCACUGGAGGCCAUUGUGCAGCUCUGGCACAUCCCCAGCUUUGUCACUGAGCUCUAUAUCAACUAUGAUUGUGACUACUACUGUUCCAACCUCUUUGAAGACCUCACCAAGCUGCUGUCCAAGAAUGCCUUUCCUGUGUCUGGUCAGCUUUAUACAACACAUCUACUGUCUCUUGAUGCCCUGUUGACAGUGAUUAACAGCACUGAAGCCCACUGCCAGGCUAAAGUCCUCAACAACCUUACCCAGCAAGAGAAGAAAGAAGCUGCCAGACCUAGCUAUGAGGCAGUAGACGGUACCCGAGAAGUCAGCAAUACUGAGAGAGCAGCCAGCGAUGGGAAAGCUGUAGGCAUGGCCCCAGACAUCCUAGGCCUGCAUCUUCCAGGUGGAGGGCGGCUGCCAGCAGAACAUGGGAAGCCAGGAUGCAAUGAUCUGGAGGAAGCUGGUGACUCUGGGGCUGACAAAAAGUUUACCCGGAAGCCACCUCGAUUUUCCUGUCUCCUGCCAGAUCCACGGGAACUGAUUGAAAUUAAAAACAAAAAGAAGCUUCUGAUCACUGGCACAGAGCAAUUCAACCAGAAACCAAAGAAGGGAAUCCAGUUUCUACAGGAGAAAGGCCUCCUCACCAUCCCAAUGGACAAUACAGAGGUAGCCCAAUGGCUUCGAGAAAACCCUCGGUUGGACAAGAAGAUGAUUGGAGAGUUUGUGAGUGACCGCAAAAACAUUGACCUCUUGGAGAGUUUUGUGAGCACCUUCAGCUUUCAGGGUCUUAGACUGGAUGAAGCUCUUCGCCUCUACCUGGAAGCCUUCCGCUUGCCUGGGGAAGCACCAGUCAUCCAGAGGUUGCUGGAGGCAUUCACAGAGCAUUGGAGGAAUUGUAAUGGCUCCCCAUUUGCCAAUAGUGAUGCCUGCUUUGCCCUGGCCUAUGCUGUCAUCAUGCUUAAUACUGACCAGCACAACCACAAUGUUCGUAAACAGAAUGCACCCAUGACCCUGGAGGAGUUUCGCAAAAACCUAAAAGGUGUGAAUGGAGGAAAGGACUUUGAACAAGACAUCCUGGAAGAUAUGUACCAUGCCAUCAAGAAUGAAGAAAUUGUGAUGCCCGAGGAGCAGACAGGCUUGGUUCGGGAGAACUAUGUAUGGAAUGUACUGCUUCAUCGAGGUGCCACCCCAGAGGGCAUAUUCCUACGUGUGCCUGCUGGUAGCUACGAUCUUGACCUCUUCACCAUGACAUGGGGCCCCACUAUUGCUGCUCUCUCUUACGUCUUUGACAAAAGCCUUGAGGAGACAAUCAUCCAGAAAGCCAUCUCAGGCUUCAGGAAGUGUGCCAUGAUCUCCGCUCACUAUGGUCUCAGCGAUGUCUUUGACAAUCUCAUCAUCUCUUUGUGCAAAUUCACAGCUCUCAGUAGUGAGUCUAUUGAGAACCUGCCCAGUGUGUUUGGAAGCAACCCUAAAGCCCACAUUGCAGCCAAGACAGUAUUCCAUUUGGCCCAUCGUCAUGGCGACAUCCUUCGAGAGGGCUGGAAAAAUAUCAUGGAGGCCAUGCUACAGCUCUCCCGAGCCCAACUGCUGCCCAAGGCUAUGGUGGAGGUAGAAGAUUUUGUGGAUCCCAAUGGCAAGAUCUCUCUACUACGGGAGGAGAUACCAUCAAACCGAGGAGAGUCGACAGUGCUGAGCUUUGUGAGCUGGCUGACACUAAGUGGCACUGAGCAGUCUAGCGUGCGGGGCCCAUCCACUGAGAACCAGGAGGCUAAGAGAGUGGCCUUAGAGUGUAUCAAGCAAUGUGACCCAGAAAAGAUGAUCACAGAAAGCAAGUUUCUCCAGCUGGAGUCACUGCAGGAGCUCAUGAAGGCUCUCGUCUCAGUGACACCAGAUGAAGAGACAUAUGAUGAGGAGGAUGCUGCUUUCUGCCUGGAGAUGCUGUUGAGGAUUGUGCUAGAGAACAGGGACCGAGUGGGCUGUGUGUGGCAGACUGUUCGAGACCAUCUAUAUCACCUAUGUGUCCAGGCACAGGAUUUCUGCUUUCUUGUGGAUCGGGCAGUGGUGGGGCUACUGCGCCUGGCCAUUCGGCUACUCCGGAGAGAAGAGAUAAGCGGCCAGGUAUUGCUCUCCCUGCGCAUCUUGCUACUGAUGAAGCCCAGCGUGCUGUCCCGAGUCAGUCAUCAGGUAGCCUUUGGGCUCCAUGAACUCCUUAAGACCAAUGCAGCCAACAUUCACUCAGGUGAUGACUGGGCCACCCUCUUCACGCUGCUGGAGUGCAUUGGCUCAGGCGUGAAGCCGCCAGCUGCCCUGCAGGCCACCACCAGGGCCGAUGCACCUGAUGCUGGGGCCCAAUCAGACAGUGAACUCCCAUCCUACCAUCAAAAUGAUACGAGUCUGGACCGAGGAUACACUUCUGACUCAGAGGUCUACGCUGACCAUGGCAGGCCUGGCAAGAUCCACCGAUCAGCCACAGAUGCUGACGUGGUCAACAGCGGUUGGUUAGUGGUGGGGAAGGAUGACAUCGAUAACUCCAAGCCAGGGCUUGGGACUGGGUCCAACCGACCAGGCCCUUCACCCCUGGUCAAUCAGUACAGUCUAACAGUGGGGCUGGACCUCGGACCUCAUGACACUAAGUCUCUGCUUAAGUGUGUGGAAUCACUGUCUUUCAUCGUGCGUGACGCUGCCCACAUCACACCUGACAACUUUGAGCUCUGUGUCAAGACUCUCCGCAUCUUUGUCGAAGCCAGUCUUAAUGGUGGGUGCAAGUCCCAAGAGAAACGUAGCAAGAGUCACAAAUAUGACAGCAAAGGGAACCGCUUCAAGAAGAAAUCCAAGGAGGGCUCAGUGCUUCGACGGCCUCGAACCUCUAGCCAACAUGCCACUCGAGGAGGGCAUAGUGAUGACGAUGAGGAUGAAGGCGUUCCUGUCAGCUACCAUACGGUGUCUUUACAGGUCAGUCAGGACUUGCUAGACCUGAUGCACACCCUGCACAUUCGGGCAGCCUCUAUCUACAGCUCAUGGGCAGAGGAGCAGCGCCACCUGGAGACAAGUGGCCAGAAGAUCGAAGCGGAUUCGCGCACCCUCUGGGCCCACUGCUGGUGCCCCUUACUGCAGGGCAUUGCCUGCCUAUGCUGUGAUGCCCGGCGCCAGGUGCGGAUGCAGGCAUUGACCUAUUUGCAACGAGCACUACUGGUACAUGAUCUGCAAAAGCUAGAUGCCCUGGAAUGGGAGUCCUGCUUUAACAAGGUGCUGUUUCCUCUACUGACCAAGCUCUUGGAGAACAUCAGCCCUGCAGAUGUGGGUGGGAUGGAAGAGACCCGGAUGAGGGCUUCCACACUGCUCUCUAAGGUCUUCCUGCAGCACCUGUCUCCACUGCUGUCACUCUCUACCUUUGCGGCCCUCUGGCUGACCAUCUUGGACUUCAUGGACAAGUACAUGCAUGCAGGCUCCAGUGACUUACUGUCAGAGGCCAUCCCUGAGUCUCUGAAGAACAUGCUUCUGGUGAUGGACACAGCGGAGAUUUUCCACAGUGCAGAUGCCCGAGGAGGCAGCCCCUCAGCCCUCUGGGAGAUUACCUGGGAGCGCAUCGACUGUUUUCUGCCCCACCUACGAGAUGAGCUCUUCAAGCAGACUGUCAUCCAGGACCCCAUGCCUAUGGAGCCUCAUGCCCAGAAACCUCUACCUUCAGCCCACCUGACACCUACUGCUGGGGACACCAGAACACCUGGCCAUCCACUUCUCCCAGAGAUGCCCUCUGAAUUGGGAGCCUGUGACUUUGAGAAGUCCGAGGGCCCCCGACCUGGCAACAGCAGCUCCCCUGGAUCACCAGUGGCAUCUAGCCCCAGCAGGCUGAGCCCUACCCCAGAUGGGCCUCUACCCCUGGCUCAGCCCCCACUGAUCCUGCAGCCCUUGGCCUCCCCACUGCAGGUGGGUGUGCCACCCAUGACUCUGCCCAUCAUCCUCAACCCUGCUCUCAUUGAAGCCACCUCACCAGUGCCCCUCCUGGCCACACCUCGCCCCACAGACCCCAUGCCCACCUCUGAGGUUAACUAAACUAGGCCCCUCAGAGAUCAGGACCUGUCCCUGGUCCCCCUUCCAGCUGUCCCAGGGGCCAUACUCUUCAGGCCCAACUCGAGCUGCUAUCGCUGCUACUUGUAUGGGGACCUAAAAAACAGAAUUUUUCUAGCCCUUCCUGGGACCCACAAUCAGGCCGCAGGACCUUCCUCCUCUGCUCUCCAUUCUUGGGGGUCCAACCUGGGAGCACACUCAGGUAUCACCUGCAGCCUGGUAGCUCUGGGGAGGCAUCACUGUGCCAGCCCUGCAGUGCCUGCCCUUGUGUCCCUCCUGCCCAUGGUUAGGCAUUGAGAGCCAAGCUAACCACUCUGCACUUUGUUUCCUUCUCCCAUCCCACUCCCAUCAGCCCUGGGCCACCUCCUUCAGUUCUUCCUCUUUUAUUAAUUUGUUGGUGAGUUUGGAGAGCUGAUUGGCAUUGGGGGUGGGCAGAUGGGGCUGGACAGGGGGACUGCCCACAGGAACAUGUACAUAUGGAAAAACGACAACAGUGGACUUUUUAUGAUGUAAUAAAUGUCUUAGUACCAUUAA